Molecule: messenger RNA, 1047 nt
Organism: Pecten maximus
Lineage: Eukaryota; Metazoa; Mollusca; Bivalvia; Pectinida; Pectinidae
Product: galactose-3-O-sulfotransferase 2-like
Exons: 1
Coding region: 1-1047 (348 amino acids)
Biological process (GO): glycolipid biosynthetic process
Cellular component (GO): membrane
Molecular function (GO): galactosylceramide sulfotransferase activity
Source: RefSeq, a predicted model, not a curated record
AUGACCUUGAAAGGUAAAAAAGAAACAACUAAUCAGAUUCGAUACAGCAUAAAAGGCGCUCCCGUCCAACACAUAGCAUUUCUAAAGGUGCACAAAGCAGCAAGUACCUCCAUCCAGAACAUCUUUCUACGUUACGGACACGAACAUAAUCUGGUGUUUGCUCUUCCGAAGGGUAAAGAUCCCGCUGGUGUGCAGUCAUUAACACCACAUGCCAUCUUCCCUAUACCUACAAAUAGGACUAUUGACAUUUUCUGUGCACAUGUACGAUUUAAUAGAAAUGACUUCAUAAGAAUGCUUCCGAAAGAUACUGUGUAUAUUGGAAUAGUAAGAGAGCCGUUCAGCCAAUUCAAAUCAAAUAUACAGUUUCUACGUGAAAAACAAUGGAUUCAAAUACCAAAUAAAAAAAUCUCAGUUUCUGAAUAUUUAUCUCGUAACGAAAAAUACGUAAAAUCUAGAGGGCGGGUCCGAAGGCCUGUGACGUACAAUGCCAUGGCGCAUGAUUUUGGCUUUCCUUUUGAUUUGUUCUGGAAGACGGAUUACAACGCCAUACAGGACCAUUUACUUCGUCUGAAUGAGGAAUUUGAUAUCGUCCUAGUGCUGGAAUACCUGGACGAAUCUAUAGUGUUAAUGCGACGGCUCCUAAACUGGGAUCUUAAGUACGUUUUAUAUGGUAAACUUAAUGUCUUGAAAAACCCAGAUAAGGACUUGAAUUUUGGACCAAAUGAAGAAAAACUGUAUCAGAAUUGGGCAAAACUAGACUACGCUCUUUAUUACUUUUUCCUUCAAAAAUAUAAAGAACGUCUAAGAGCCCAAUCUCCCGAUUUUUUCGAAGAGGUGGCUUAUUUCAGAGAAACUCGGUUUAGGUAUGACCACUUCUGUACCAAUUUAAUAGCGAGUAAAAAUGACGAAAAUGUUAUGUUAUUUGAAGGGAGUCGUUGGAAUAGACCAUUUGUUGUUACCAAAGAAGACUGUGGAAAAUUGUAUAUUCAUGACGUUGACUUUCUGGAAAUACUGAAAAGAAAACACUUGAAAUUAGCAAAUAUUUAG